Molecule: messenger RNA, 1177 nt
Organism: Oryza sativa Japonica Group (Japanese rice)
Lineage: Eukaryota; Viridiplantae; Streptophyta; Magnoliopsida; Poales; Poaceae
Product: RPM1-interacting protein 4
Cellular component (GO): plasma membrane
Source: RefSeq, a predicted model, not a curated record
UGAAACUGGAGUUAAGGCGAUAGGUACAGGCCCGUGCAGGAAGGGGCCGGGGCAGUGACCACCACCACCACAUCACCCACCGCAUUCAGCAUCAUCAGCAGCCGGAAAGGAAGGGGAAGCAAGCGAGGAAGCAGCAAGAAUCCGACGCCAUAAUGGAGGGAGAGGAUUAGAGCAAGGAGCAGCGUCCUGAGGCGUGAAGGACCCACCUUUGCUGCUGUUCUUGGAGCUUCCCUGCCGAAAUGGCCCAUAAAGGAGUUCCUAAAUUUGGAAGCUGGGAGGAUGAAGACCGUGGUGAACACCUCUACACACAGUAUUUCGAAAAUGCCCGCAAGGGUAAAUCUCCAGGGAGGUCUGUUAAUCCAAACAAUCAUCAUGGAGAUACUGAAGCACUCUCUAAGGCCUCUCCCCUGCACGCUGGAUCUGAUCCAGCCAUGAGAAAGCCCAAGGAUGACAGACGCUCAAACCGAGAAGGUGAUCUUCGUCAGCACGAAACCACUGUUCGAAAACCAUAUGCUGAGUCACCUAAUCAUAGAUAUGGGGAUCAUACCAACUAUGACAAUGCUGUGAGAAAAACCGGCAUAGAGAAGUCACCCGUUCAUCCCCGUCACCAGGCAAGAGCUGCAAACAAGGGUGGAGUUUCGUCUCCUUCACGUGACCGUAGGGGUUCAUUGGAAGGAAACCGUGGAUCUGCUCCCACUACACCUGGAAGGUCCAAGUUCAGAUCAACUGGCCGUGGUGAUGAGACGCCUGAUAGAGGAUCAGCCGUGCCAAAGUUUGGAGAAUGGGAUGAGAAAGAUCCUUCUACAGGUGAAGGUUUCACUGACAUAUUUGAGAAGGUGAGGGAGGAGAAACAGUCUGGUACCGGCAACGCUCCCGUCAUGACCAGCGAGGCAGAUUAUAUCAAACGCUAUCAACAACGCAAAUAUGAAUCCACAGGCUGCUCAUGCUUCAGUUGGUUCAAGAACUGAACUGACAGCCAUCCAGCCAAGUCCUGUCAGCGAGGCCUACAUAAAUUUGUGUUGAAAUGUAUCAUUGUGAGAUGAAUACCUCCAAUCUGUUGUCAUUGUUGAGAUAUUGUUUGGUAGCGAGACAUGACAUGUAUUUACACGAAUUUGAAGCUUCUUGUUGAGCAUUUUGUGCUUUUUUUUGUAUAAUGAGGGAUUCGUUUAUCUUGGAA